ACGAGACUCUGUUGUGCACUAAGCACUUUUUCCAAAAAUAUGAGUUACGACCGACCACAUCGUGGCGGAGGGUAUAGACGACGUUAUAGAGACGACUAUGAUGACCGCCGACGCGAGUCCUACGAGUCUCCCCUCGACAAAUUUAAAGCUACCAUUAUCAAGUUUGGCGACGUUGAUGCAUUGGAGGAACUUCCUCGACUUGAAAAGUUCAUCCGCGAUGCCACCAACCACCCCGUCUCGGUUGUCUCCGAGUCUUUGCGCAUAGCCGUCACCGAGCAACCUUUCAAAAUUCCGUACUACGCGCUUUUGUUGAGGCAUUUGCACAACCCCAGUGACAAUGGCCCCUCGGAAGAUCCAACUAUUGGCCAGCAGAUCCUAGAGGACUUUUGGAAGGGCUUCCAGUCUUAUCUCGACCAGCAUUCAUGGAGGGAGACGCGACUUUGCAUUCAAUUCUUCGCGCAUCUCACUGUCGCUAAAUUAAUAUCAACAGACUCCAUGCUAACACUGCUCCAAUCCUUCACCGCUGUUCUUGAGGAGUUUGGCGUCUCGCUUGGCCGAGCGAAGCAGGCGGCAGUUUGUGCGGCGGAGGGACUCAUGAUCGGUGGACCUAUUCUCAAAGUGGACUCCCCCAUUCAAGUCCAAGAAAUCAUCAGCGCAAUUCAGGCUUACAACGACACGACUGCAAGCGCGAAAUGGAUCGUUGGUCCUCUCAACCGCGUAUAUACGGAUUCGACUCAAUUCCCGCUUGCCGAUGAGCAACUGGACAUUGUACUGCAUGCUCUGCGUGUUUUUGACGAAGCCGACUUCGCAGAGACGUCUUCAGUGUUUUUACAACCAUAUUCAACUUGUGAAGACCUUGAUCCCCUGACAUUCACUCCUUUCAACUUGCCCUCCGUCCUCGUUCCCCCAGAAGUCAUUGAGCUUGACAGCCUCUCGACGGAUGCCGGUGAGGAUACGCAAAUAAAGAAGGAAGAGUGGCCAGAGUAUUACAUCUCACUGUUUGACAACGAGGUUACCCCCGACCCCAAAACACCUGCUGGUUAUGCUGUGCGUUCUGGCCUCGCGGACAUACUCCAAAUAUUCGAAGUAAACCGGAAAGACUGUGCGCGUCUCUUAUUAGAUUUUCCGCGAUGGGUACCGCCUGGGACGUUCAAACCGAAACCAUCUCUCGAUGCCAACCCUCUUCCAGCACCCGAGCCGGUGCCCGGAAAGGACUGGCAACUGGAGAGCACCAUCGUCGAGAUCAUUCUUGGGAUGCUGUUUUUAUUGCCAGAAUCCCAACACAAAUCCGUGUACUAUAUGUCUCUGAUUACGGAGUUGUGCAAGUUGUCGCCCUCAACUGGUGGUCCCGCGGUCGGCAAAUCCUUCCGGAAAUUAUAUAGCCAGCUUGGUGAAGGCUUCGACGUUGAAAUCGCAAAACGUUUUUCUGAAUGGUUUUCCGUCCACAUGAGCAACUUUAACUUCGGUUGGGUGUGGAAGGAGUGGAUACCGGACCUUUCACUCACCGUCUACCAUCCCAAACGCGCCUUCAUACAACGCGCAAUCGAACUAGAAAUCCGGCUUUCUUACCAUGACCGGAUACUCAAAACUCUUCCCCCCGAAAUGCAAGCGCCAGAUAGCGAGACUAUCAGCGAAAAUGCUCCUGGUCCCGAUUUUGACUACGAUGAUCCAGCGAAACCUCAUCACGAUGUGGCACAAACAAUUCUCAACCUGUUUCGCGGUAGAGCAAAGGCCGAAGACGUUGUUUCUCGCAUCGAAGGACUGAAAGCAGCAUUAGAAACCUCUGAUGAGGUGGUCAAUACUGAUGCGCUGAUUCGCUCCAUCACCGUACAAUCGCUGCUUCAUGUUGGAGCUCGCUCCUUCUCUCAUUUGCUGAACGCUAUCGAACGAUAUUUGCCCUUGUUGCGCAACAUCGCGAGUGGCGGAACCUCCAUAGCGGUUGGUACUGGUAUAACGGAGGCGAAGGCGGACAUCCUAAGCAUCGCAGCUACGUUUUGGAAAAACAAUCGACAUAUGGUGGUAAUCGUGUUUGACAAACUGAUGCAAUACCAAAUUGUCGACCCAACGGACGUCGUGCAAUGGGUAUUCGUGCGUAGGGCUGAGCUUCCAGAGCUCAACUCUGCGACGGGCAUCAACAGUUUGCGAACCUUUGAAUGGGAGAUUAUCAAGGCUGCCUUGGAUAAGGCAAACGGACGAGUAACAACUGCGCGCAGAAGAGUGGUGGCUCUCAGAAAAGAGGAUGAUGAUAUUCGUGCCCGAGCUUUGGCUGACGGGGUGGCAAUGGAUGUUGAUGCGGACAUUAAAACAGAAGAAGCCCCUGCAGCAGAAAAUCCCGCUCUUACUACUGCACUAAAAGCAUUUGCCAGCUUAACGCGGGAACAAAAGGCUGCAUUAUCGAAAACUCUUGACGGUUUCGUUUCCUACUUAACACCUGCUUCCUCAGAAGCCCAAAGAAGGGCCAUUACAGAGGAGGGCUGGAAUGAUCGCGGAAGGUGGGACAAGGAGGAGUGGAAUACCUGGGAGACCUGGAACUGGUAUCGGCAUUUUUGUCGUCUGUAUGCGCCUUAUCUUCGCAGCUACUCAACGACACUCCAGACUGUAUCGUUUGCAAAGCUCGAGGGCUCGACGGAUCCAAGUGUUGAGCUGUUGAAAAAGACAUGGAACGUUGCAACUGGGCAAGAGUAA
Mycena indigotica is the source of this 2685-nucleotide messenger RNA. RefSeq lists its product as uncharacterized. The record is from RefSeq and is a predicted model, not a curated record. Gene Ontology annotation, molecular function: mRNA binding; RNA cap binding. Gene Ontology annotation, biological process: nuclear-transcribed mRNA catabolic process, nonsense-mediated decay; mRNA export from nucleus. Bases 40 to 2685 code for a protein of 881 amino acids. Gene Ontology annotation, cellular component: nucleus; nuclear cap binding complex. NCBI's taxonomy places the organism in Eukaryota, Fungi, Basidiomycota, Agaricomycetes, Agaricales, Mycenaceae. The transcript has 13 exons.